UCUUAAACUACUUCAAUGGAUGGUUUGUGAAUGAUCUAUCACCAUUUUGAAUUAUUUGUUUGAAUGUGGCUUCCAGAUCCAUAUUUCUGGUUAGUUUAUUUUGGUUGGUGAUUUUGGUAAUGUUGAAAAAAAUAUAUUAUGUUGAGUUCUUUGUACCUGAGCCGUGAUAUGUUUGUUAUAUAAUGCAAGAACAGAGGGUGCGGUUGUUAUGGACAGCUCUGAUGAUGAAACGAAUGGUGUAAUAGUGAAUCACAUUACAAAAGAGCCUUGUCGCAAUUCAGCACUCAAGAGUACCAAGUUCAUCGAUGAAGUACUCAGUGGUCAAAGUGAACUUUGUCGUGAGAAUUUUCGCAUGGAUAAACAAGUCUUUUACAAGCUGUGUGAUGUUUUACAAGCUAAAGGUUUGCUACGUCAUACAACUAGAAUCAAGAUUGAGGAGCAGUUGGGAAUAUUCUUAUUCAUAAUUGGCCACAAUCAACGGACUCGAGCAGUUCAAGAGCGGUUUCGGUAUUCUGGUGAAACCAUUAGUCGACAUUUUAAUAAUGUUUUGAAUGCAAUUAUGCAGAUUUCUACGGAUUUCUUUGAGAAUCCAGACUCUAAUAUCCCUCCAGAAAUCCUACAGGAUCCCAGAUUUUAUCCAUAUUUCAAGGAUUGUGUGGGAACAGUAAAUGGGAUACACAUACCAGUGAUGGUUGGUGUUGAUGAACAAGGUCCAUUCCGCAACAAGAAUGGAUUUCUUUCACAAAAUGUUCUGGCAGCCUGCUCAUUUGAUUGGAGGUUUCAUUAUGUUCUUGCCGGCUGGGAAGGUUCAGCACCAGAUGCGCGCGUACUGAGUUCAGCACUCACAAGACGUAACAGCCUUUAUGUCCCUGAAGGUAAAUACUACCUUGUCGACACCAAGUACCCGAAUAUGCCAGGUUUCAUUGCCCCAUAUCAUGGUGUUCGUUACCCACUGAAUGAAUUUCCAAGCGGGUUUGGUCCACAAGAUGCGAAAGAGCUAUUUAAUCAUCGGCUUUCUGUGUUACAGAAUACCACUGAUCGCAUCUUCAGUGUCUUAAAGGAGAGAUUCCCUAUUUUGCUUUCAGUGCCUCCCUACCCAUUACAGACACAGGUGAAGCUGGUUAUAGCUGCAUCUGCGAUACAUAAUUAUAUCCAAAAAGAAAAAAAGGAUGAUUGGCUACUCCUAAAAAUGCAUGAAGAAGAGAGUGAGCUAAAUGUAGAAGAACCAAUGAUGCAGGUUGAGAUGGAACCAUUGACAUUAACUGAAACAGCAGCAGUAGAUAUUGCUUGUGAUGAGGAACAAUUAGAGAUGGCUUUGCAAUUGCGGGAUUCAAUUGCAGCUGAAUUAUGGAAUGACUACAUGCUUGAUUUAACAAGCACAUAGGUUUUUUUUUUUUUACUUUAUUUGAUGUCAUUUCACUAAUCUAGUUUAUUGUCAGAUUUGCCUCUUCAGACUAUCUGUAUCCUAGUUUUUGACUCUGUACAAAAGGAUCUCUGUUUAAUAGUAAUUUCCUACUAUACAAAAAGAACUCC
Molecule: messenger RNA, 1533 nt
Organism: Telopea speciosissima
Lineage: Eukaryota; Viridiplantae; Streptophyta; Magnoliopsida; Proteales; Proteaceae
Exons: 3
Coding region: 209-1384 (391 amino acids)
Source: RefSeq, a predicted model, not a curated record